GUGUGCAUGGUCCCCUUUCUCGGGUUGCUCUUGCUGUUGGCAUGCUGUUGGGGUUCUCUGGGACAUUGUAAAGCUCUCUGGAUCACAGGCAAACCUGUUUUUACAGUACUUUGCUGCCCACCAGAGAAGCAUUGUUCUCCAGCAAUGAAUUCCUCAACUCACCUGCCUUUCUUGGUCCUCAACCUGAAUGCCACAGAGGGCAACCAUUCUGGACUAAGUGGCAAGAAUAGGUCUUCGCCAUGUGAAGGCAUGGGCAUCGCGGUGGAGGUGUUCCUGACCCUGGGGCUCAUCAGCCUGCUGGAGAACAUCUUGGUCAUCGGUGCGAUUGCGAAGAACAAGAAUUUGCACUCUCCCAUGUACUUCUUUGUGUGCAGCCUGGCAGUGGCCGACAUGCUGGUGAGCAUGUCCAACGCCUGGGAGACCAUCACCAUCUACUUAAUCAGCAACAAGCACCUGGUGAUCGAGGAUGCCUUUGUGCGACAGAUCGACAACGUGUUUGAUUCCAUGAUCUGCAUCUCCGUGGUGGCCUCCAUGUGCAGCUUGCUGGCCAUCGCGGUGGACAGAUACGUCACCAUCUUCUACGCCCUGCGCUAUCACCACAUCAUGACGGCGAAGCGCUCGGGGCUGAUCAUUGCGUGCAUCUGGAUCUUUUGCACGGGCUGCGGCAUCGUAUUCAUCAUCUACUACGAGUCCACGUACGUCAUCAUUUGCCUCAUCUCCAUGUUCUUCACCAUGCUGUUCCUCAUGGUGUCCCUGUACAUCCACAUGUUCCUCCUGGCGCGGACCCAUGUCAAGCGGAUAGCGGCUGCACCCGGCUUCGGUUCCGUGCGCCAGAGGACCAGCAUGAAGGGCGCCAUCACCCUCACCAUGCUGCUGGGUGUUUUCAUCGUGUGCUGGGCUCCUUUCUUCCUUCAUCUCAUCUUAAUGAUUUCGUGCCCCCAGAACCUCUACUGCUCGUGCUUCAUGUCUCACUUCAACAUGUACCUCAUUCUCAUCAUGUGUAACUCUGUGAUUGACCCGCUGAUAUACGCCUUCCGCAGCCAGGAGAUGCGCAAGACCUUUAAAGAGAUUAUUUGUUGCCAUGGCUUCAGAGUAACCUGUAGGUUUCCUGGAAGAUAUUAACUAGACACAAAAUUCUUUCUCCGUGGCUCUCCUCUGGCUUCUUUUCCUACUGACAAGGUCAGUCGGUCACAGCUAGCAGAUGAGCAGCAACCCUUGGAAUCCGAAGUGUGCGUUGCCUCGAUCCCUGAGCCUGCUCAAACCUG
Messenger RNA from Ochotona curzoniae (black-lipped pika), 1265 nucleotides. RefSeq names its product melanocortin 5 receptor (gene MC5R). The coding region runs from base 7 to 1122 and encodes 371 amino acids. The record is from RefSeq and is a predicted model, not a curated record. Gene Ontology annotation, molecular function: melanocortin receptor activity. The transcript has a single exon. Gene Ontology annotation, biological process: G protein-coupled receptor signaling pathway. Lineage: Eukaryota; Metazoa; Chordata; Mammalia; Lagomorpha; Ochotonidae. Gene Ontology annotation, cellular component: membrane.